Messenger RNA from Dibothriocephalus latus, 937 nucleotides. The record is from the annotation of a GenBank genome assembly. Lineage: Eukaryota; Metazoa; Platyhelminthes; Cestoda; Diphyllobothriidea; Diphyllobothriidae.
AGAAGACGAGAAGAACACCCAUGUCUACGUCUCCGGCCUGCCGCCCAGCAUCACAGAGUCCGGUUUCGUUGAACUAAUGUCCAAAUGCGGUAUGAUCAUGAACGAUCCACUGACAGAGAAGUUGCGUGUGAAGCUGUACAAGGACGCCGAGGGCAAAAACAAGGGCGAUGGUCUCUGCUCCUACAUUAAGAUCGAGUCAGUUGACUUGGCUCUACAAAUUCUCGACGGGGCGCUCUACGAACCCGGCUACACGCUGCAUGUGGAGCGUGCGAAGUUCCAGCCGAAAAAAGACUUUGAUGCCACCAAACACCGACGACUGACGGCGAAGGAGAAAAAGAAGUUCAAGAAGCAGCAGGAAAAACUCUUCAAGUGGGGCGUUGAUGCAAGCAGGCUCAUUCGUGGAAAGAAAGAGCGUGUGGUCAUCCUGAGGAGUGUUUUUGAUGAAGCUGACCUGGGGGUUGAUGUCAGCCUCAUUCCAAUUGUUCGCGAGCGCGUUCGCAUCCAGUGCGCAAAGGUCGGCGUGGUGAAGAAGAUUGUGGUUUACGAUUCUCAUAAGGAGGGCAUCGUCUCGGUGACAUUCAGCAGCCCCGAGGAGGCCGAUGUGGCCAUCAAAUUCCUCGAUAAGGCCCUCUUUACGUAUCCCGCACCAGAUCCCGAUGGUUGUGGUGAGCACAACCAAGGCCAAAGGACGCGGAUCCUGUCCGUGGCUCGUUGGGAUGGGCAGGAGAGUUUCAAGAAGACGGAAGAUCAAGAGGACGAGGAGGCCCGAAUAGCGCGUUGGAAUAAGUUCCUCGAGGGCAAUGAAGCCAAGGAGGAGGAGGAGGGGAGCAGUGACGAGGAAGAGGCGGGGACUGCUGCAGCAACAACAGAAGACAAAGCCGAUACCCUGAUCGCAGAGGCCGGUGAACCUGAGGAAGAGCCUGUGGACACUGACGAG